This is a messenger RNA of Phanerochaete carnosa HHB-10118-sp, 1817 nucleotides long. RefSeq lists its product as uncharacterized. The coding region runs from base 46 to 1470 and encodes 474 amino acids. Gene Ontology annotation, cellular component: cytoplasm. The transcript has 14 exons. The record is from RefSeq and is a predicted model, not a curated record. Gene Ontology annotation, molecular function: cysteine synthase activity. NCBI's taxonomy places the organism in Eukaryota, Fungi, Basidiomycota, Agaricomycetes, Polyporales, Phanerochaetaceae.
UCGCUUUUGAUUUCUUCAACUCUGACCUCUUCUCGGUGCUCCGAGAUGGUUUCCUGGCUGCCGUCUCUCUCACCAAAGUCAAUUCCCCUUCACUUACCUUCGGCGCUAACCGUGCGGCACGUUUUGUAUGGCGUGCUCAUAGGUUUUUCUCUUUCAGUCACGUCUACGUCGCUCGCGCUCUACUUCCAGCAGAGGAAGCGUGAGAGGCUGCAAGACCAGUUCGAGCCGAGACCCAUUGAGAUACGAAUUGAUGAAGUGGUCGAUGGUGUCGCUGGGCUAAUAGGCAACACUCCGCUGGUCCGGAUCAAAUCGUUAAGCGAUGCGUUAGGAGUGGAGAUUCUCGGUAAGGCGGAGUAUAUGAAUCCAGGGGGUAGUGUCAAGGAUCGGGUCGCAUUGAGAAUCAUUGAGGACGCAGAGCGGCAGGGCUUACUUUAUCCACACACUGCUUCUCGCAUCUUUGAAGGCACUGUUGGCUCUACCGGCAUCUCCAUCGCCACCAUUGCGAAAGCGAGAGGCUAUGACGCGACGAUCAUCAUGCCGGACGAUGUCGCGGACGAAAAAGUGAAGGCCUUACAGGCUUUGGGCGCAGAUGUUGAACGCGUCCGGCCGGCAAGCAUCGUUGACAAGAAGCAGUUUGUGAAUCUCGCUCGCGAAAGGGCUGCUCAUUUUGGCCAGGACUCCAUAUCAUCGCACUCUGCCAUCCUUCAGGAGUCGUCGUCCGUAGUAGUGACUACGACCGCCGGCGAUAUUAUCGCACCAGAUCAUGGUGUGAUGACUGUACAAGACCAGGAUGAGCUGAGGAGCAAGCCCCGCGGCUUCUUCGCCGACCAGUUCGAGAAUAGUAGCAAUUAUGCCGCCCAUUUCGACGGCACGGGCCCGGAGAUCUGGAGACAGACAAACGGCCGAGUCGAUGCGUUCAUCUCCGGGGCGGGAACUGGUGGAACUAUCUCUGGCAUCGGACAGUACCUCAAGUCUAUGAACGAAGACGUCGUGGUCGUGCUCUCAGACCCGGAGGGGAGCGGCCUGUACAACAAGGUCAAGUACGGAGUUAUGUUUGACCAGAAAGAAGCCGAAGGCACCAAGAGGAGGCACCAGGUCGAUACCGUGGUUGAGGGCAUAGGCAUCAAUCGUCUUACGAAGAACAUGGACUACGGUCUGUCCAUCAUCAGCGAUGCUUUCCGGAUAACCGACGCAGAAGCAGUCGCCAUGUCGAGGUACAUCGUACAGCACGAUGGCCUUUUCCUGGGCUCUAGUAGCGCAUGCAACCUCGUUGCGUGCAUCAAGCUGGUGAAAAAGAUGGGCUGGAAAGAAGGGCAGCGGAUCGUGACCAUCUUGUGCGACUCCGGAAAUAGGCAUUACUCGAAGGUGCGUUUGGUCUUGCCGAACGAUGACUAUCUCCAUCGGACGGACAUCCCCAUCGACUCCAAAAUCAUCGACGAUCUUCUCACUGCUCCAGGAGCCUCGACGUAGCCUAUACAGCUCCCUAAAGAGAUAGUACAACUAUAUUCAAAGCACAGCGGAUAAGGUACAGACGAUAAUGCGAUGGAUGGUAUAUAGAUACAGGAAUGCGUGUGGAGAGAAUGAGGAAGACAUGCAUAAAGACAGUGAGUGCACGGUGUAAUGAGAGAGUUGGGUAGCGCAGCGUCAGCCCGGUCGCCCCAGCGCGCUGGACGUGCCCGGCAAUAUCGACGAAAAUGAGGCGGAAGGCGUGAGGCCCGGCGGUGCCGGCGUGAACGCGGCCUUGGGUGACUUGAGCUGCGACUCUUUGCUCAGAGACGCGCUGAUCGAGGGGGUGGCGGAGACGCGGUUCCUGCUUC